Messenger RNA from Coregonus clupeaformis (lake whitefish), 1133 nucleotides. RefSeq names its product steroidogenic acute regulatory protein, mitochondrial. Lineage: Eukaryota; Metazoa; Chordata; Actinopteri; Salmoniformes; Salmonidae. Gene Ontology annotation, molecular function: cholesterol binding; cholesterol transfer activity. Gene Ontology annotation, cellular component: mitochondrial intermembrane space; mitochondrion. The record is from RefSeq and is a predicted model, not a curated record. Gene Ontology annotation, biological process: steroid biosynthetic process; intracellular cholesterol transport; regulation of steroid biosynthetic process.
AUGCUGCCUGCCGUAGUGAAGCUCUGCUGUGGAAUCUCCUACCCUCACCUCAGGACCAUGGCAGGACUGCAACGGCCAGCUCUCGCAGCGAUCGGCCAGGAACUUGCUCACAUGCAGAGGAGUGGGCAGACCCAACUACCAGCAUGGACCAACCAUACGGGUUGGCAGACUGGCACCGCUCAGCAUCAGCACAUCCCAUUGAAAGAGGAUGAGCUGCUGUACAUAAGGCGAGGCCACGAGGCGCUGACCAAGGCUCUGGACAUUGUGGAGGAUAAGGACGGAUGGGCAACAGAACUCACAGAGGAGAACGGGGUUGUGGUCUACAGUAAAGUGUUGCCGGGGGACAGGAAGGUCUUCAGACUGGAGACUGUGUUAGAAGCCACCCCAGAAGAGAUACAUCACAUCCUGUGGAAGGUCGAGGAGAUGCACCAGUGGAACCCAAGCAUCAAAAACAUCAAGGUUCUAAAGCAAGCUGGCCCGGAAACCAUGGUUACGCAUGAGGUGUCAGCAGAGACAGCCGGCAACCUGAUAGCGAGAGACUUCCUGAGUGUGAGACACUUCUCCAGACAGGAGUCAUGUAUCUAUCUGGGGGGAGCAGCCACGCACCUGGAGUCCUUCCCUCCUCAGAAAGGCUUCGUCAGAGCGGAGGAUGGUCCAACUUGUAUUAUCAUCGAGGCCCUGGCAAACCAAACAGGAAGGAGUCACUUUACCUGGCUCCUCAACAUGGAUGUUAAGGGCUGGUUGCCAAAGUCAAUCGUCAAUCAAGCGUUGCCGCGAGCGCAGGUGGAUUUCACCCGGUAUCUGCGCAGACGGCUGGCCGAGGGACCCACUCAGCGACACACACACCACCAUGCUCCCACAGAGUCCGGAGCCAGACAACCACCACACUAAUUGGAGUUGAGUGCUUGAGGGCAGAGACAGAGACAGAGACAGACGUAGAGAGCGACUGCAGGACCAGGCUACCAUUCACACACAAGAGAGACAGAACCGUCUGCAGGCUGGCUCUGGCCUUUCACUAGGAGCACCCAGAGGAGAGCCACCACCGCUGUGAAGACAUGCCAGGGUGCCCUCUCUGCCACGGUGUGUGACAGAUGCGCACAAACACGCACGGGAAGUGUUGGAGAAGCUACUCU